CACACACACACAUACACACACACACACACACAAGCUGAGGAAGACGGCGAACUGUAAUCGGUGGAGGCAUUAUAAUGAUAAAAGGAAGUCACAUUAUAGAGUCGUCUCUGUGGACGAUGUCGGGGUUAUUCAACUUCUUCAUCCUUCUAUUCUUCUUAUCGACGAGUCUUCGUGAUAUCAGAUCCGCCGCUCAACUUUUGCCUAACGAAGAAGUUGAAGCUCUGGAAGCAAUAGCCUCAAGGUUACAACAUACUGGUUGGAGUGUUUCUAGAGAUUCAUGCAGCAGAAGUCAAGGGCUAAAUAGGACAAUUACCACGAGAGCUGACGGGUUUGUUAUCAUUGGUGGCAAUAUAAUUUGCAACUGUAACACCACUGUUUGCCACAUAACAACAAUCCAGUUAAAAGGAAUGAACUUGACAGGAGUUUUACCUGAAGAAUUUUCUAAUCUCCCUUUUCUGCAAGAAAUAGAUUUGUCUCGCAACUAUAUCAGUGGCCCUAUUCCUGCAAGUUAUGGUCAGCUUCGCCUUAGAGUUUUGAGUUUUUUGGGGAACCGCAUCAAUGGUUCUAUACCUGAAGCACUAGGUGAUAUGUCUACACUUGAAGAGUUGGUCGUGGAAGACAAUUUUCUUGGAGGACCACUUCCUCAAAAUCUUGGACGCUUGUCUCGCUUGAGAAGAUUCCUUGCUUCUGCAAAUAACUUUACUAGAACUAUACCGGAUUCUUAUGGCAAUCUGACUAAUUUAGAAGAUUUUAGGAUAGAUGGGAGUACAUUAUCUGGGAGAAUACCUGAUUUUAUCGGAAACUGGAGAAAUCUCACAAGACUUGAUAUGCAAGGAACGAACAUGUCUGGACCUAUUCCUUCUACAAUAUCUCUGCUGACAAACUUGAAUUCACUGAGGAUAUCUGAUUUGACUGGAUCAUCAAGUACGCCAUUUCCUAAUCUGGAGGCUAUGACAAACAUGGAGGAUUUGAGUUUGAGAAAUUGUUUGCUUACUGGCUCAAUACCUCCAUACAUCGGACAGAACAAUGACACUUUAAAAUACGUAGACUUGAGCUUCAACCGACUGAGUGGUUUAGUACCCCCUUCCGUUUGGGGAAGAGAUUUUGACACCUUGUUUCUGAAUAACAACUUACUUUCUGGAGAGAUUCCAGAUUUGAUAUUUACUCGUAACAAUGACAAGAUUGACAUAGCUUACAACGAUUUUACAAGAGCUCCACCACAAAUUUGUCAGUCAUCUAGCUUGAAUUUAAUUUCUGCCCUGUCACCUACAGCUGACCCAACCAAUACAGGUUGGUGUAUAACAGAUGAAGUUACUUGCAGCAGAAACCCCAUCCAUCAUUCUUUGUUUAUUAACUGUGGUGGAGCUAGAACAGAGUUUGAAGGAAAUGAAUAUGAAGAUGAUUCAACCAGCCUUCAAUCUUACUUCUUUACUACCUCUGAAAGAUGGGCUUAUAGCACUAAUGGUCUUUUCAUGGGUCAAGGUCAAGCUAGAUUUACUGGAACCAAUACGAAUGUGACAGGUGGCGAUAUAUACACAACAGCUCGCUUUUCUCCCGGUUCACUUAGAUACUAUGGAUUAUGUUUAAGGAAAGGGAGUUAUAGAGUGAGACUCCACUUUGCUGAAAUAAGUUAUACAAAUGAUACCACAUUUAGAAGCCUCGGAAGACGCUAUUUCGAUAUAUCAAUCCAAGGUGUUUUGCAAUGGAAAGACUUUAACAUUGUGGAAGUAGUUGGAGGUGUUGGAAUUGGGACUUCCGUAGAUUUUGAUAAUAUCGUGGUUAACGGAAGCACGUUAGAUAUUCACUUGCAAUGGGCUGGAAAGGGGACAACUGCCAUUCCGGAUCGAGGUGUUUAUGGGCCUCUUUUAUCUGCUAUCGAAAUAACACCAGAAUACGACAUCGGCACAGGACUCUCUGCUGGAGCUAUUGCUGGAAUUGUGAUUGGGUCAUGUGCAUUUGUAGUGCUAAUUUUAGCUCUACUUUGGUGGAGAGGCUAUAUUGGAGGAGACAAAGAAGAUAAAGAGCUUCGGGCGCUUGAAUUACAAACGGGGUAUUUCAGCCUGCGACAAAUUAAAGCUGCUACUCAUAACUUUGAUCCUGCAAACAAGAUUGGUGAAGGAGGAUUUGGACCAGUUUAUAAGGGUGUACUCUCAGAUGGUUCCGAGAUUGCUGUGAAGCAACUUUCAGCAAGAUCAAAACAAGGAAACCGUGAAUUUGUAACUGAAAUAGGAAUGAUAUCCGCUUUACAACAUCCAAAUCUCGUGAAACUUUAUGGUUGUUGUAUCGAAGGAAAAGAGUUGUUACUUGUAUAUGAAUACCUCAUAAACAACAGUCUAGCACGUGCCCUUUUUGGUAAAGAGAACCAGAAGCUUAAUUUGGACUGGUCAACAAGAAAGAAGAUAUGUAUGGGAAUCGCAAAGGGUUUAGCUUAUUUACAUGAGGAGUCAAGAUUAAAAAUAGUUCAUAGAGAUAUAAAGGCCACAAAUGUGCUUCUUGACAAGGAUCUUAACGCCAAAAUAUCGGAUUUUGGUUUGGCAAAACUUGAUGAAGAAGAGAAUACUCAUAUCAGUACACGAAUUGCUGGAACAAUAGGGUAUAUGGCUCCGGAAUAUGCAAUGAGAGGAUAUUUGACAGAUAAAGCAGAUGUUUACAGCUUUGGAGUUGUAGCAUUAGAGAUUGUGAGCGGGAAAAGCAAUACAAAUUAUAGGCCAAAGGAGGAAUUUGUCUACCUUCUUGACUGGGCAUAUGUGCUACAAGAGCAAGGGAGUCUACUGGAGCUAGUGGACCCAAGUCUUGUUAAAUACUCAAAAGACGAGGCAAUGAGGAUGUUGAAUAUAGCUCUCUUAUGCACAAAUCCAUCUCCCACACUUCGCCCACCAAUGUCACAAGUGGUCAAAAUGUUGGAUGGGAAAUUACCAGUUCAACCCCCAGUGGUGAAACGAGGGGUGGAGAAUCCUGACUUGAGGUUUAAAGCUUUUGACAUGAUAUCACAUGACAGUCAAACACAAGUCUCAACUAUCUCGACAAAUAGUCAAGGCCCAAGAAGCAUAUCCACUGAUCGUCCGUGGAUGGAUACGACUUUGUAUAAGCAUGAGACACAGGAGAGUGCGUCUUCUGAGACGAAGCUUCUUCCCGAUCUUGAUCUUUAUGAUGUUGAUAUGUGAAUUGGUAAGGUUUAUGGUAUAUCAUAUGAUUUAUUUCAUUCAUAUAUGUUACUUGUACAAAUUAUUUAUAGAUUACAAAUAGUCUAUUAAUUUAUGGUUAUACUUUAUAAUCACAUUGUAUUUUGUUUGAACGUGUAUCAUGAUUUUAUAUAGAGUAACAUUUUUGGUCCCAG
Molecule: messenger RNA, 3337 nt
Organism: Lactuca virosa
Lineage: Eukaryota; Viridiplantae; Streptophyta; Magnoliopsida; Asterales; Asteraceae
Source: the annotation of a GenBank genome assembly